Messenger RNA from Nerophis lumbriciformis (worm pipefish), 1336 nucleotides. Its product is annotated as epidermal retinol dehydrogenase 2-like. NCBI's taxonomy places the organism in Eukaryota, Metazoa, Chordata, Actinopteri, Syngnathiformes, Syngnathidae. Gene Ontology annotation, molecular function: oxidoreductase activity, acting on the CH-OH group of donors, NAD or NADP as acceptor. The record is from RefSeq and is a predicted model, not a curated record. Gene Ontology annotation, cellular component: lipid droplet.
UCAGCCCGGAUUGGUAUUUACUACAACCAGAGGCUACGGAAAACUACAACAUUGUGUCGGGACGACAGUCAUAAGAUCUCCUCUGCUAACAUGUUGGUGGAGACGUUGAAAGUGCUGGUGCUGUCCCUGUGGUACAACCUGGAGGCCUUCAUCCACUGCUUCCUGCCCAGGAGGAGGAAGGACAUAUCGGGCGAGGUGGUUCUGAUCACGGGUGCGGGGCAAGGGAUCGGUCGCCUCAUGGCGCAGGAGUUUGCCGCCAGGAGCACGGUGGUGGUCUUGUGGGACAUCAACCAGGACGGCAUGAAGGAGACGGCGCAGUUAGCCAAGCAGAGUGGCGCUCUUAGCGUUCACCACUAUCUCUGCGACUGCAGCGACAAGAACGAAGUCUAUCGAGUCGCAGACCAGGUGAAGCGGGAGGUGGGCGAUGUUAGCAUCCUGGUGAACAACGCCGGCAUCGUGACGGGAAAGAAGUUCAUCGAUUCUCCUGAUUCGCUGAUCGAGAAGACCAUGGAGGUCAACACCAUGGCACACUUCUGGACCUACAAGGCCUUCCUUCCCGCCAUGAUCGCUAACAACCACGGUCAUCUGGUUAGCAUCGCUAGCGCCGCAGGACUCGUAAGUUGCAACGGAUUGGCAGACUACUGUGCCAGCAAGUUUGCGGCGGUGGGCUUUGCAGAGUCGGUGGGUCUGGAGAUGCUGGCGACCGGCAAAGACGGAGUGAAGACCACCAUCGUGUGUCCAUACUUCAUCAACACUGGCAUGUUUGAUGGCUGCCAAACCAAGUGGCCGAGACUUCUCCCCAUGCUGGAUCCAAGUUAUGUUGCCAAGAAGAUCCUGCAGGCGGUCCUGACAGACCAGGUCUUCCUCCUGCUGCCCAAGACCAUGUACCUCAUCGCCGCUCUCAAGAACAUCCUGCCCAUGAAGCAAGGCAUCCUGCUGGGUCACUACCUGGGGGUCUUCAACGUCAUGGACAACUUCAAGGGGAAGAACAAAAAGCAGGCGUGAUUUAAAAAAAAAAAGUGGUAAAAGUGAGGCGAGAGUAUCAAAGGAGAGGAGAGUGGAAGGUAAUAACUCUACUUUCUUCUCGCCCACUUCCUGCAUGACAUUUCAAAGUGGGACUCUCCUUGUUUAUGAGGAGUAAUCACUAAUCACCUUCUUCUUCUUCCUACCUCAAUUUAUUCCCAAUCAUCAUUCCACUCGUCAUACACGUCUCCUUGUCGCCCGCGUGAAGUCGGAACCCCAAACUCGUCAUUAACAUUCUACACUUUUCUGUUAUUAACGUGUUAUUAUUCAUGUAUAAAAACUAUAAUAGACAAAAAAUGUUUGCAUCACAAAC